AUGUCCCUCUGGACAAUCAGCCUCGUCACACAGAUCCUGUGUCUGGCGCUGGUGACGGGGUUUGUCGCGCUACGGGGGGUUGUAGCGUGGAGGUUUAAGAAGGGGGUUGAUGUUGAGGAUGACAUCUUCAACAACGGCACCCAACCCCCCUCAACCCUGACUCCAUCCCAAACAACCAUCGUGUACAAGUUAUUCUACACCCUAACAAUAAUCUACGUCCCCAUGGCCCUCCUCGCCAAACUCACCCUCCUCACCAUCCUCGCCCGCCUCUUCAUCCUCCGGCGCUCCCAAACCCUAACCGUGUACCUCACCAUAACCCUCACAACAAUCUACUACAUCACCAUCUUCUUCAUCAAGAUCUUCAUCUGCAACCCUGUCUCGACAUUCUGGACAUCGCCCAAUAACCCACAUAACCCUAACUGUCUCUCAGAGGGGGCGGUGUUUCUCGCUGAUGCGAUCAUGAGCGUUAUCACAGACCUGGCUAUCCUGCUACUCCCCAUCGGGUUGAUGUUCCCGCUACGACUGGGCGUGGUGAAGAAGGUGAAGGUGGGGGCUAUGUUGGGAUGUGGUGGGUUGGCUGUGGGAUUUAGUAUCUAUAGGGUUGUGCUUGUUGUUGGGGUUGGGGUUGGGGGGUUGGGGAAUUCGGAGGUGUAUGCGAGGAUAUUACUUUCUGGGAACGCAGAAGGAGGUUUCGGGCUCAUUUGUAGUUGUAUCCCUGCGCUGCAUAUCCUCGUGUCGAGGGUGAAGGCGAAGAUAAGGAAGGGGUCGAGGUCGACUACAGGGAAAGGGUCUUCUGCUAUUGCGUCUGGGGAUGGGAGUGGGAGUGGAAGUGGUGGUGGGAAGAAGAGGGAUAGGGGUGUUUCGAGUAGUGGGGGCACUGCGGCGCCGAUUGUUAUCACCAGUUCGCCGGAGGAUGUGCUUCAUGAUCCUGGGGGGUUGCUUGCUUCGUGUGAUGAUGGUGGUGAUGAUGUGUAUGAUCAGGAUGGAGGGGAGGGACGGGGUGAAAAGAAUGACAGCAGGGAUGAUAGGGAGGAAGGAUGGGUGUAA
Aspergillus neoniger CBS 115656 is the source of this 1047-nucleotide messenger RNA. RefSeq lists its product as uncharacterized. The record is from RefSeq and is a predicted model, not a curated record. The coding region runs from base 1 to 1047 and encodes 348 amino acids. The transcript has 4 exons. NCBI's taxonomy places the organism in Eukaryota, Fungi, Ascomycota, Eurotiomycetes, Eurotiales, Aspergillaceae.